AUGUCGGACAGGGUGCGAGAGGAUAUCAAGUCUGCAGAUAGACAGGUCAUGCCGGCGAAGGACGAGCACUCAAUGCACGCCAAACCCGAAAUGACAGCAGCUGAGGCCGUAUCCAGGCUUGUACCACAGCAGCCGGACGACGGGCUCCGGCCCCUGGGGUCCACGCGCGCACGUAGCCUGGGCAGUGCAGCUCCCCGGUUCGAUGUCAAGAUGCUGCCGGAAGUGGUCCGGGUCUUCCACCAGGCCUCUCAGCGGCUGCACUUCACGACGCAGCUGCCGCAGGCCGUGGCCACAUACGUGGCGACUGCGUCACAGCGCGGGAUGCUCGACCUGACGACCUAUGACGUGUCCUUCUGCAAGGUGCUCCUGCUGUAUCUGGGGCACGCACAGGUAGUCAACCGAGAGUGCCUGGAUGAGCUGCGCAAGGCGCUGCAGUCCCGCUGGUCGCAGCUGUCUCCGGGGGAUUUGGUGCAAGCGCUGGUGGCUCUGGCCCGCCUCAACGACGCCGACCGCGUCUUCUCGGUGGGCCGCGCGGGCCUCGGCUCCUCACGUCUGCUGCGAAUGCUAGUCGACGCGGAGCCGUGCGUCACCGCGCUGCUGGAGGCGGUCAGUGGCGGCGCCGCCGCCAAGGCUGCUGGUACGACCACCGCGACCGCCGCCCUGGUAGUGCAGCAGGCCAGUGGCCUCGGUGGUGCCGGCAGUACUACGGGCGGGCUGCCGCAGGGCGGUGCGCUGCAGCUUGCCUUAGUAUACCUGUCAUUUUACAAGAGCGCCACGUCAGGCCACCAGCAUUUCGCCACGGCGAUUAUGUUGCAGCACAACCUGGAGAUGUGCCUCUCUAGGGUAGAGCCAGGGGACCCACACCAGGCGCCCACGGAUGACCUGGGCCGGCUGCUUGUGGGGCUGGCCGGCGUGGCUCUGCUUCGCACCCAUGGCUUGGCAAUGCAUCUUCCAAGGCUUAUCACGGCGAUCAUAAAGCGGGCACCGGAGCUCUCACAGCCUGUUCGGGCUCUUCUGCUGGACUUGCCCUCACAGCAUUGGGCGCUACCUCCAAACUGGCGGAAAACUCUCAUGACAGCAACGCAAGGGGUUGCCGGCAAAAAAGCGGGGGCGCGGAGGACGUAA
Molecule: messenger RNA, 1125 nt
Organism: Volvox carteri f. nagariensis
Lineage: Eukaryota; Viridiplantae; Chlorophyta; Chlorophyceae; Chlamydomonadales; Volvocaceae
Exons: 4
Coding region: 1-1125 (374 amino acids)
Source: RefSeq, a predicted model, not a curated record